This is a messenger RNA of Ceratotherium simum simum (southern white rhinoceros), 471 nucleotides long. NCBI's taxonomy places the organism in Eukaryota, Metazoa, Chordata, Mammalia, Perissodactyla, Rhinocerotidae. The record is from RefSeq and is a predicted model, not a curated record.
AUGUUCGGGAAACCAGACAAAAUGGACGUUCGGUGCCACUCGGACGCAGAGGCUGCCCGGGUCUCGAAGAACGCGCACAAGGAGAGCCGGGAGACCAAGGGCGCGGAGGGCAACCUCCCUGCCGCCUUCCUCAAGGAGCCGCAGGGCGCCUUCUCGGCGUCGGGCGCCGCGGAAGAUUGUAACAAAAGUAAAUCCAAUUCCCCUGCCGAUCCCGAUUACUGCCGCCGGAUCCUGGUUCGAGAUGCCAAGGGUUCCAUCCGAGAGAUCAUCCUGCCCAAAGGCCUGGACCUGGACCGGCCCAAGAGGACGCGUACGUCCUUCACGGCGGAGCAGCUCUAUCGGCUGGAGAUGGAGUUCCAGCGCUGCCAGUAUGUGGUGGGCCGCGAGAGGACGGAGCUCGCCCGGCAGCUCAACCUCUCUGAGACCCAGGCAAAUAGCAAAGAAAAUAAUGAACGAUUCAAACGCGGGUAG